Molecule: messenger RNA, 759 nt
Organism: Miscanthus lutarioriparius
Lineage: Eukaryota; Viridiplantae; Streptophyta; Magnoliopsida; Poales; Poaceae
Source: the annotation of a GenBank genome assembly
AUGAAUCCCCAAAGCCCUAAAACCAGUGCUCCUUGCACCUUGCCAGUGGAGCCGGCGGCUGCUGUUGUUCCCAACGAAGCAGUGGCGACUGAUGAAGCUCCGCCGCCAGUGGCCAACAUGGAACCGGCGAUGAUAAUCCGGGAGCAGGACCGGCUGAUGCCCGUGGCCAACGUGUCCCGCAUCAUGCGCCAAGUGCUGCCUCCCUACGCCAAGAUCUCCGACGACGCCAAGGAGGUGAUCCAGGAGUGCGUGUCCGAGUUCAUCAGCUUCGUCACCGGCGAGGCCAACGAGCGGUGCCACACCGAGCGCCGCAAGACCGUCACCUCCGAGGACAUCGUGUGGGCCAUGAACCGCCUCGGUUUCGACGACUACGUCGCGCCCGUCGGCACCUUCCUCCAGCGCAUGCGCGAGAGCGAGGGCGGCGAAGAGCGCGGCCCUGGGCGUGGCUCGCGCCGCGGGUCGUCCGUGUUCGCGCUCACGCCGCUCAACGGUGCCGGUUGCCGGCAUCCGCAUCAAGAUGUGUCGCCUGCAGGUUACGCCGUCCGGCCCGUUCCCCGCCCGGUUCCAGCCAGUGGGGCGGCGCCGCACUUGGGCAGCCGCUACCAGACGAUGCACGGUGGCGACCGCCCCGUGGUUCCCUGCUACGGAGGAGGAGUGGCGUUCGUCCAAGCCGGUGGAAGCCAAUACGUUGGAUUCCACGCCGAUGAGGCAAGCUCUUCGAAUGAAAAUCCACCGGCGGGGCGUGCUGGCUCGCACUAG